CCAAUCGAGUAACGGACGCUAAGCUUUUAUGUAAAAAUAAGCGCCCAUGAAAAAGCUUUUCACCAACUCGAAAGGCUGAACUUGCACACUACGACUUUCGGAUGCACAGUCUCCAAAAUGCGCGCUCCAUCGCUAUCGGUGCACUCGCUUGCAGAAAACGAGCAUUUGGCGUUUUUGCGGAUGCUGUAAACAUCAACUCGGACACAGGCUCAACGCGAAGCCAGAGCAAGGACCAGAGUCAAAGCUUGGAGUCGGGAAAGGAUGAGAGACGGAGCAAGGAGACAGCGCAGGGACAACAGGGUAGACAGGGACAGAGAGAAACUCUCUCGCACGUUCUGGGUCGCCGGCGUGAAUCCUCGCGCAGCCAUGCAAACAGCUCACAUGCCGCAGAAAAACACGCUGAUGCUAAAACCACCAGCUCUUCCGUCAAAACCGAGCCCUUCAUACGGGAAAUCACGAAAAAAAUCGAUAGUGCUGUGGAGAGGACCAUCAAUCCAAGCACUCGAACCCCUCACCAUGUCGCUUCAGAUGCAGGUGCUUCGAGGAGAAGAAAAAAGGAAAGGCAACUAAGAAACAGGAAGGAACAGGGAAAAGCGGACGUUGGCGAUGCUGGUGCACGACCUGCUGUAGAAUCAGCGCGUGCCUCCCUUGCAGGAUUCGACAUGAAGCGUACUGAGUUACUGGAGCUACUGUUAGGCCCUCCUGGGGAAAUCAGUCGUGUGGCGAAGGAAGGUUGGACUACAGGGUGGGGCGAGGACGGUGCGUUGUCCAUGAAAACACUGUGAUUUUGCUUUUAAUUCAGUCCUGGUCUAUUGUGCGCAGCGCUUCAACCAGGGGAGAAUAAGAAUCAUGGAUUGCAGGCGUCGUUCAGUGGCGAUAGACAAGAAAGUGGGAAUGGGUCCAUGGAACGUGGGCAACCGCCGCAUUUACAUGUUCGCCAUCCCCUACCUUACACCCGCCGGGUAGAGGGACUCUUCGACGACGUGGAUGACCUGAGUGCUCUUUCAUCAGGCCAACCGAGCUCCAUCAACAACAUACUGGAAG
Suillus clintonianus is the source of this 1044-nucleotide messenger RNA. RefSeq lists its product as uncharacterized. NCBI's taxonomy places the organism in Eukaryota, Fungi, Basidiomycota, Agaricomycetes, Boletales, Suillaceae. The transcript has a single exon. The record is from RefSeq and is a predicted model, not a curated record. Bases 102 to 785 code for a protein of 227 amino acids.